Molecule: messenger RNA, 1882 nt
Organism: Salvelinus namaycush (lake trout)
Lineage: Eukaryota; Metazoa; Chordata; Actinopteri; Salmoniformes; Salmonidae
Product: zinc finger protein OZF-like
Exons: 2
Coding region: 1-1434 (477 amino acids)
Biological process (GO): regulation of transcription by RNA polymerase II
Cellular component (GO): nucleus
Molecular function (GO): RNA polymerase II cis-regulatory region sequence-specific DNA binding; DNA-binding transcription factor activity, RNA polymerase II-specific
Source: RefSeq, a predicted model, not a curated record
AUGCCGACAGUCAUCAAGCUAUACUCCCUGCAGUUCUCUCUUGCUGUCUCUGAAGAGGAGGUUCCCCCUGAGCAGCAGCACUGUGAGCAGGAGUGGAGCUCCGGUCUGGGGCAGGAGGACCCAGAGCCCACACAGAUCAAAGAGGAACAGGAGGAACUCCGGAUCAGUCAAGAGGAAGAGCGGCUUCAAGGGUUGGAGGCUGAUAUCACAGAGUUCAAAUUCCCUCCUACCUGUGUGAAAAAUGAAUGUGAUCAGGAGGACCCACUUCAGUCCAUGACUGAACAGACUAUGGCGAACAGAGAGAGUGACUCCAAACCAGUGGAUCUCAAACCUUUUGGGACUGUGACCCACCUAAAGGGUCUCGACAUUCCCUUUGACCCUCCAGAUAGUCAAAACAAUGCCUCCAGUCACAGCUCUGCUGCAAGCAGCGACCAAGUAGGACUUAACAGCAGCCCACCAUUGGAUCUAAUUGUGCACAAACUGGCUCACACUGGAGAGAAACUGUUUAGCUGUGGUGACUGUGGGAAAAGCUUCAGUCAAAAGGAACACCUUGGGAACCACAUACGCAUCCACACAGGAGAGAAACCGUUUAGCUGUGGUGACUGCGGGAAAAGCUUCACUGUCAAGGGGAACCUAACUGUGCACAAACUGGCUCACACUGGAAAGAAACCAUUUAGUUGUGGUGACUGCGGGAAAAGCUUCUAUCAGAGCCAGGAACUAACUGCGCAUAUACGGACUCACACUGGGGAGAAAUCGUUUAGCUGUGGUGACUGUGGGAAAAGGUUUUAUCACAAGAUUACUCUAAACCGACACGUUCAGACUCACACAGGACUGAAACCAUUUAUCUGUGGCGACUGUGGGAAAAGGUUUUAUCACAAGAUUACUCUAAACCGACACGUUCAGACUCACACAGGAGAGAAACCAUUUAUAUGUGGCGACUGUGGGAAAAGCUUCAGUCAGAAGGAACACCUUGGGAACCAUACACUGACUCACACAGGAGAGAAACCGUUUAGCUGUGGAGACUGUGGGAAAAGCUUCAGGCAGAAGGGGACCUUAAAUACACAUAAACUGACUCACACGGGAGUGAAAUCAUUUAGCUGUGGAGACUGUGGGAAGAGCUUCAUUCUGAAGGGGUCCCUAAAGAUGCAUAUACAGACUCACACAGGUGUAAAACCAUUUAUAUGUGGAGACUGCGGGAAAGGCUUCUAUCUGAAGGGAGACCUAGGUAAGCAUAUACUGACUCACACAGGUGAGAAACCAUUUAGCUGUGGAGACUGCGGGAAAAGCUUCAGGCAGAAGUCGGCCCUAAAGACGCACACACUGACUCACACCGGAGUGAAGCCAUUUCACUGUGGAGACUGUGGGAAGAGAUUCAGUCAGAAUGGGGCCCUAAAGAAGCAUUUAUUGACUCACACAGGAGUGAAAUCAGUGUAGCUGUGGGGACUGUGGAGAAAGCGUCUAUCAGAAAAGACACCUAACCGAACAUAUUCAGACUCACCCAGGAGUUAAACAACAUGACUGCUCAGUCUGUGAUAGAACAUUCGUUAAGGCUCAUCUGCUGAAGCAUGUUAAUAAUGUCCUCAAAGAAAGAAAUUGGGAGGAAAAAUAUAGCUGCAAGCAGCCACGAAAGCUCCUGGCCACAAUAUUUCUUGAAUUUUAAUUAGAGCAUUCUGUUAGUGAACCUUUUGAGCAAGAUAUUUUGCCACUUGUUUUUGAUACCGCCUGGAUUAGGAGUGACAAUGCUGCGAAAAUAAAGGCUUUUUAACCAAUAACUUUUUUUCCCCCUCACUACAAAUUUAGUUACUGAAACGUACUUGCAGUUGAGAAGAUUUGUUAACAGUUUGACGUUCACAACUGAAUUGCAUUCUGUUUUUGGAGAUAC